Messenger RNA from Belonocnema kinseyi, 1206 nucleotides. RefSeq lists its product as uncharacterized. The record is from RefSeq and is a predicted model, not a curated record. The transcript has 5 exons. Bases 234 to 1055 code for a protein of 273 amino acids. NCBI's taxonomy places the organism in Eukaryota, Metazoa, Arthropoda, Insecta, Hymenoptera, Cynipidae.
UCGCAAUCAACUAUGUAAGCAAUCACGUGGUCCCUUUUAUUUAUACAAUAUUCAUUCAUAAUUUUACGAAUAUUGAAAAAAAAUUUCUAUAGAAAUUUAAAAUUGCGGGGUGUAACAAUAAGUGAAAACCCCCUGUUGUGGCCAGACGCCCUUUUAAUUUAUCUUCCGGUGUAUUCAUCCCAAUUCUUGCGACUCAUUCUAAAUAAUCUUAUAACCUUUUUGGUCUGCUUAAAAUGCUUACGAUCAGCAUUUCUUUAUUUUUCACCGUUAUUGCUCUUGCCAUCGCCCGGCCUGAUGAAAACAAAUGGGUUUGGAACGACGGCGGAGAACCAAGGAAUCGAGAUGAAAAGAGAGCGAGGUACCUAGUUAACGAACAUAAUGGAAACGAAAAUUAUCAUCAAGGAAAUAAUCCCUACGAUAACUACAGACCACAGUAUCAAGGAUCUUAUGUUCAAGGAAAUGGGCCCAUAAGACCACCAUUUAAUGGCCUAAAUAGAGAAGAAAUUCUGGUGGGACCUGGUGGUCCAACAGGCAUCGUCAACAGGCCAAAUGGUAGUGGAGUGAAGGGUGAUUUAUACGAACCAGGUGGUCCCCAUUAUCAAGACUUCGAAACUUGCAAAUGUGGCUAUAGUUUCAACUGUCCCUCCACUGGUUUGAGUUUCGGCUCAUGCUCGAAAGGUAAGCGGUACUGCUGUUACAACAGCAACAAGUUUCCUAGUCUGACGCCUGCAGGAAAUCCCAGUCAGGUCUCCCACGCGUCUUAUCCGGGAAGACCAAACAACGGUCCAGUGAACUUUUUACCCCACAAUUAUUACGGCAGACCCCAAGGCAAUUUCCAUGGCGAUUACCAGAGUCAUCAAGGCGGACAUUAUCGUCCAGGUGAUAUUAAUUAUGGCCGACCAUACGGUGAGCGACCAUACGGACACGACAGAUACGAAAAUCAACGACCUUUCAACCCUUAUGAUGAACCCAAUUUUUACGCAAGGUCUUCAAAUAAAAACCCAGCAAAAGAUGACGUAAGCUCUACCAAAAAAUCCAGCGAGAAUAAAUCUUAAUUUGUUGAUUUUCGCAGUUUGUUUUCCUCGUAUGAACCAAAGAAAAAUUGUAUCAACGAAUUUAUAAUCGUGAAAGAAAUUAUGAAAAAAUCUAAUAUUGUACCCUUUUUACAAACUUCUUAAAAAACAUUCUCAUAUAUUUAUUCCUAGG